Messenger RNA from Sus scrofa (pig), 4751 nucleotides. It is a transcript of the gene GNG8, whose product is annotated as G protein subunit gamma 8. Gene Ontology annotation, molecular function: G-protein beta-subunit binding. Gene Ontology annotation, biological process: G protein-coupled receptor signaling pathway. The record is from RefSeq and is a predicted model, not a curated record. NCBI's taxonomy places the organism in Eukaryota, Metazoa, Chordata, Mammalia, Artiodactyla, Suidae. Gene Ontology annotation, cellular component: heterotrimeric G-protein complex.
CACCCUACACCAGAGCUCACAGCAACACCAGAUCCACUGAGCAAGGCCAGGGAUCGAACCCACAUCCUCAUGGAUACUAGUCAGGUUCAUUAACCACUGAGCCACCAUGGCAACUCCUUAUCAGUGGCUUUUUCUUACAAUCACAGAGUAGUGCUGUGACUAUACUAUCACCACAGUAAAUUUCAACACAUUUUCAUUACCCCAAGCAGCAAAUCUGUACCCCUUACCUGUCAUCCUCCAGUCUCCUCAGUCCCUGGCAACCACUGAUCCUCUUUUGUCUCUAUGGAAUUCCCUGUUCUGGACAUAAAAAUGGAAUUGUGCAAUAUGUGGUCUUCUGUAACUGUUUCUUUCACAUAGCAUGUUGUCAGAGUUCAUCCAUGUUGUAGCUUGUGUCAUUAUUUCAUUUAUUUUCAUUGUCAAAUGAUAUCCCGCUUUUUGGAUAUACACAUUGAGGUUAUUCAUUCAUCAGUUGAUGGGCAUUUGCGUUGUUUCCAUUUUGGGGCUAUCAUGAUAAUGCUUGCUAUGAACAUUCGUGUGCAAGGUGUUGUUUGAACAUAUGUUUUCAUUUGUCUUAGGUAGAUACCUAGGAGUGGAAUUGCUGGAUCAUCUGGUAAAUCUUGUAUAAUCUUUUGAGGAUCUGCUAGACUGUUUUCUAAAAUGGCAGCAUCAUUUUAUAUUCCCACUGGUGGCAUAUGAGCAUUCCAGUAUCUCCAUGUUCUCACUAAUGCUUGCUAUUAGUAUCUGGGGACUUUGUUUUAAACAAGGUCCCUCUGGCUGCUCUGUGGGGAACAGGCUGAAGGAAACAGAGGCAGAAGCUGGAAACCCAGUGACCAGUGACUAUAAUAGCCCAAGCUGGAGAGCUUGGUACCUGGACCAGACUGGGGGCAGCAGAGGAGGUGAGAAGUGACUGGAUUGUGGACAGAUUUUGAAAACCACUGAGUUUGAGAUACGCCAGACUUCCAGGUUCAGUAGGGGUUGGGCAUUGGAUACUAGAGUUACUGUUGGCAUUCGUUGCACGUUUCCUGAAUAAUUAAAGUCAGAAACGGAACCGGAAUCUAGGAUCUCAGUUUCUCCCUCCAGAAAAUGGGGACAGGAGUACCAUUGUCAUGAAGCUGGGGGAUUCCUGUGCAUCACAGGGCAGGAUUGCACAUCUGGUGACUAAGGUUAUGCGUUUGGUGGAAAGGUCCGCAGCUCGGAAGAGAAAUGAAGGUUACACUCGGUUCAGGCAGUGUCCGCCCAUCUGCCUCCCCCGCCCCCAGCCUCUGGCUGCCAUCCGACAGAGAGAAGGGAGAUUAGGUCGUCACCCUGUCUUCCCAGCUCUAAGUUGUGUUUCCUCCUCAGGGGCUGACCGGGCCAAAACUGCUGAUGGAAACCAGCUGCGGGAGGCGCCGAGGUUCGGCGUAAUCCCAGGCCCCUCCCCGGCGCCGGCCGACCCCGCUAAGGGAGGAGGACGGGGGCGCCCCAGCUCCCCUCCGUUCUUCCGCAGCCGGGCCCCAUGCCCUGGCACGUCCGGCGCGCCUGAUGCUUUCCAGAUGACUCUGGCUCGGCCCCUCCGGUGUGGCAAGGUCUGAUCGCGAGUCCCAAGACCCAGACCCUUCCCUCGCGCAAGUCCAAGUCGCACUCAGGCCACGCCCUAGACACGCCCCGAACACGCCCACUUAAGCCCGGCCCCCAAACCACCACGCCCCUUCAGCCGCCCCCCGAGGCCACGCCCCUUCGGGCCCCGCCUCCGCUGUCAGGUCCCCUGUGGAGGGCGCAGUCUGCGGUGUCUGUCUCUUUACCCGCCUGUGUGUCUCUGGGUUUCUGUGUUUCUCGGUCACUAUUUCUGACUCUACUUUUCUGUCUGUCUCUCCCGUACCCCGCAUGUCUCUGCUUUUGUCUCUCUCUGCAACACUCUGCCUGUCUCUGUCUCUCUCAGUUCCCUAGGUCUAUUAUCUCUCCAAAUUUCCGUCCGCUGUCCCUUUCUGUCUCUCUCUGCAUUUCUAUCCCCCUUCUCUUAAUUUCUGUGUCCAUCUUCAACGCUCUCUCUCUAGCUCUGUCCACCUUUCUUCGUCUCUUUCUCGCGUCUGCUUUGCCCUCUGGGUUUCCACCUCUUCCUGCAGCUUUGGUGACGGUGGGGUGGGCGGCUCGGUGGGCCGUGGGCGCCCCCGUGUGGCCGCCAGAGGGUUGUCAGAAGAGGACAGAGGGCUGAGUGUGUGAGCCCACAGGGGUGUGCUUAGUGUAUGACGCAGUGGGUGUCUGUGGGUGACACUGCAAGGUGGUGUGUGAUGCCAUGAGACUCACUGCGUGAGUGUGCAUUACCUUGAGAUCGCGCGUGAUGCAGAGGUUGUGUGUGGCUGAGUGACCUUGUGAGACUUUCUGUGACAAGAAUUUGGGUAUGACUGUGAAAUCAUGUUACACGAAAUUGUGUGUGACUGUGUAUGUGAGGGGACCUAGAUGACAUAUAAGCGACUGUGUGUAACACCAUGAUAUUGGGUGUGCUUGAGACACUUUGGGGGACUCUCUGCGACAUCAAGAGAACAUAUGUGAGCUAGAGAUCAUGUGUGACAUUGUGCAACAUGGUGAGGACAGGAGCAUUGUGUGUGUCACACGGGUAGAUGAUGUGUGAGGGAGGGCAAGAAUGAAUGAGUGUGAUCCACUAAUUUAUGGCGUGAGAAAGCAGCGUGGGAGGUCUGGGGGGCUGGGUGUGACCCAGUGACCCUGUGAGUGUGAGACAGGAUAUGUCAGCCACACUGAUGAUGUGUGAGAAGCUGGAUGUGACUGUGUGUGACACGGGGAGACUGAGAGACUGGCCCCGUGUCAUGACAGUUGUGAGAGCGUGUGCAACUGUCCGGGGCACUCAGAUGAGUGUGCGAGAGAGAACUUCUGUGGGUAAGUGUGUGACACCGGGAGAUUGCUGCAUGAGGGUGACAACUGUGUGUGACACAGAUUGUGAAGCUUGGCAAGACAUCUUGAGAGACUGUGUGCGACACUGCGUGGAACCGUGUGUGCCCACUUGACCCUCUGAGAUGGUCUUUCUGACCGUGGUUGUGUAGGAUGUCACUGGCGAUGAUGGGUUGCACUAGGAGAGAUUGUGAAUGGCUGUGUGGCAUUUCGAAAGACCGUGUGCCUUCAGCGCUGUGGGAGGUUUUGUGUGGAGCACAGGUGAUUCAGGAGAUGGUAGCAGCAUCCUGUGACACAGCAAGAUAUUAUGCCUCUCUCUGCCAGGGACCGUGAGUGUGAGUCUGCGUGCUGAGCGGGGUUGUCUGGGAUGGGGUGACACUCAGGGGUGGCUGUGACAGAGUGGCAGGGCGUAUGUAAUGGGUGAGAGGCUGUGGGGGACCCACAGGAGAUGCGUGUGAUGGUGGAAUAAAUGUAGCAGGGCAUGGGGCACCUCUUGAGACUGUCUUUACCUGUGAGUGAGUGUGUGAGUGUAUGUGCAAGAGACUGAAAGAGGACACUGCAAGAGAGACAGAGGAAGGGGGAGACACAGAGAACAGAAGACACAGAGAGGAGAAUGGACAGACAGGCAGAUGUAACAAGAGGACUCGGACAGACAGACUGGAGGAGGCUAGGGCUAUGGGGAUGGUGGUGGAGGUAGCUGGAGGAGGCGGGUCUUCAGGGGCUGUGCCCCCAGAGAGGGGGCGGGGCAGGCGGGGGGGAGGGGACCCAGACGCUGCAUCCCAGCCUCUGCCACCCGCUCACCAUCCUAGCCCCGAACAGCAACAGGUAGGAGGCUCCCGUCCUUGUCCCCACACCUCGUCCCUCUGCCUGGGAGUGAAUGAAUGACUUUCUACGUCUGCAUCUCUGUCAGCCUCUCUCGCCCUCUGUCCUUCCAUGUCCCCCUUCUUCAUUCCAUCUCCCCUCCAUCUCCCUCUCUGUCCCCUGUCCCUUCAUCUCUUCUGUGCCUUUUUCUCCCCCUCUAUCACUGUUGCUUCCUCUCUGCUCCAUUUGUCUCCCUCCAUCCUUCCCCAACCCAUCCAUCUCCCCUUCUCUAUCCUCCCUCUCUCCCUUUGUCCCCUUUGUGCUUCUCUCCCCGUUUCACGCCACCCCUUUCUUUACUCUAUUUGUCUCCCCCCUCUCUCCUCCCUCCAUCACUUCGUCCCUCUGCCAUAUCUCCAUCUUUCUAUCCCUCCUCAGUCUCUUUAUUUACCCCUGUGCCUCGUCUCUCCCUCUGUCACUUCAUCCUUCCAGUGCCCCUCUAUCUGCCCCUCUCUCCAUCCUCUUUGCCUCUCUCCCAGUCUUGCCUGGGUUGCCCCCCCUCUCCAGGCCUCUCUCCGGCUGCUAAUGAGCAGAGGAGCCUUUGAGGUGGCAGGGACUUGGGGGGGGCGCCGAGGGGGCCGGAGGGGGCAGCUGCUGCCAAGGCCCUAAUGAGGCCACCUCUGCGCCCCUCCCGCCGCGAUCUUAAUUCCUUGUUCUCCCUGGAACCACCGCUAAUUGGCCUGCGGAGGUCCCCCCUCCUGGCUCACGCUCUAUCCCCAGGAGUCAUGUCCAACAACAUGGCCAAGAUCGCGGAGGCACGGAAGACGGUGGAACAGCUGAAGCUGGAGGUGAACAUCGACCGCAUGAAGGUGUCGCAGGCGGCCGCUGAGCUCCUGGCCUUCUGCGAGGCUCACGCCAAAGACGACCCACUGGUGACGCCGGUACCCGCCGCAGAGAACCCCUUCCGCGACAAGCGCCUCUUCUGCGUCCUGCUCUGAGCCCUCUCGACAGUUGACCGUGCCCUUGCCCUCCCCCGCCAAAGUAUGAAUCUAAUAAACGCGGUGACUGUG